AACUUCGUCGGGUUUAGUAUAUUCGCUUUCGCAUCCAAUACCGCCUCGAAAAGUGUAUUUCCUAUCCCAAAAUUAAAAUAAGUUCAUCACACAAAAACACCUCCCAAAACCGUCUCUCGCUCUCUAUCUCUUUAUUGUCUGAAAAUAGUUUCGUACUCGCAGAAAAAAGAAAUAAAUAAACAAAACCGUUUUCUCGCAUGUCGCAUUGUUUUCAAGUCAUUACAAAAAUUUUUCUUUUUAACUGUGUUGUGUUUUCAAUUCCAAGAAAAUUGGUACAUGACUUAAACCUAUUGUAACCAACCUAUCAAUUUCGAAAAGUCAGUUAGGAAAAAUCCACAUCUGAGCUUAUAGAGUUUAUUUCUUGUAAAACACCUCGAAACGGUUGAUCUCAAAUGAAUCGGUAGACCGGUGGUGGCGGCUAGGCGCGCAUGGACCGAAAACGAACGACACCGAACGGGCGGCGCGGCGUACUAAAUAUUUAUUUGAGAAUUUAUUUAUAACAUCGAAAUGAUGCGCUAAGCUUUUUUCGAAAGUGGUCAAAUGAUUAACACGUUUAACCAAUUUUCUCUUUUUGUUUUCUGAACAGCAGCAAUUCAGAACGUUCACUGCUGGAGGCGUUUAGUUCGGUCCCGUUUCUUUUUACUUAAUUUAUUUUUUAAAAGAAAAAAAAAUAUUUUAUCCUCGGAAAUACCUUUCUGUCUCCAAUCCAAUAAAAUUCCCAAAUUUACGAAUUAUUGAUAAAUCCACAGUUUUUGAAAAAUCACUUUCCCCGAAAAUACUGUGUGCUGCGGUGAUUUUGGAAAUUUUUGUGUCUGAUUUUGUGAAAAAAAGAAGAAAAUGAAAAGUACUCGCUUUUCGAUUAUAUAAAAUUAGCUCUCUGUUUUUUGGGUGUGUGCAAAAGCAAUUCAAAAUACGAAGAAAGAAGAAAGUGUUCCUAGUGUUCGAAAACUCAAAGAAUCAAAAAAAUCAUACUACUCGUUGCUCGUUGAUUUGGAGAGGAAUGAAGAUAUUUUUUUUGUAUAAGAAAAUAAUUUCUCGUUUUUGAAAAAUGUGUUCUCCUCCGAUACUUACAAUGUUUGAUCUUGUGUUAAGAGGUGCUGUUGUGGUGAAUUAUGUUGAUGGAUUGUUUUAAAUUUAGGUCAUUGUUUUUAAUUUUCUGUUUUUUAAUAUAAACUUUGUGUACAAAGAGUUUGCUAUUGCGUUGGAAUAUUUGCGGUGGCCAGGCGACUACGAAUACUACGACCGACGACCGACGGAAGGCGGCGGCGGCGCUGUGGCGGUUUUUAGUUAUACUCGGCAUAAUCCGAGUUCGAGUUGAGAUAGAGAUAUUUUAAAUUGCAUUGAGAAUUAAAAAAAAAAAAAAAUCAUCAUGGAGAACGAAAAACCUCGUUCAACACCGAACAGUCAAAGAUCCUCAUUUACAAAAGAUAAACCUUAUGCGCCAAAUCCCGAACAAGAGUUUUCUGAACCCAUGCAAAGGAUUUUAGGUUUUGACGAACGUAAGUCGACUUUCUACAAGACUCUAGAGGAAGCUUUGGCUGUAGAUUACAAUAGAAUAAGAAAUGACGUCGAAAACGACAGAAUACCAGCCCAUUUACCUAAAUAUCCCACCAAAGAAGGAGAAACUCCUACAAUCGAAGAAAAAACUAAUUAUUAUUUCAAUCUGUUGAAAAACGAAUGUUACGAAUAUAUUGAACCAUUGCACGAAGGAAUUGGACUAUCGAUUGGUGCAGCAAUCGAAACAUCAACUGCUUUCGAUCAUUUGAAUAAAUUGCACGAUUUACUGGACAAAAUCUGUGAUAUGUUAGAUCAAAAUUAUAAAAUGCAAGUUUAUAUGCAUGAUUUGAAGACUUUAACUGAAUUGAAAAAUAUUGAAAAAAAGGAUCUUAGUGAAUACGAUGAUAUUGAACUUUCUGAACCGGAAUCUGAUCUUGAAACAAAUAUUUCUCUUCUUAGCUCGAUUUUGGAGGCGUCUAAAAGUACACCACUAAAAAGGACCACAGCAAAACAAGGAUCCCGAGAAAGAAGUAAAUCAGUGUUUGUGCCAGGUGCUAAUCAGCCCACUGAAAAGGACCCCAAACCACCACCUAUUCGACGUCAAAGUGUCUUUACCGAAGGCAAAUCAAAAGUAUCGAAAUGGACAAAAGUAAAAGCGGCCUUUAAAUGGGAAAAGGCAAACGUACCCGCACUUAACGAAUGUAAAAGCUCCGAUUCUGGUAUUGGACUUCUGCCUAUAAACCAUGAAGUUGCCAGAUAUUUGAGAGUCCCAUCGGUUCCAUGCGGAGGAAGUUCAGCUGAUAGUAUCCUCAGUUCAUCUUCGGGACAUCUCCUAAGCGAGACUGGCACACCGGGCACCAUAAGCUCGGCUAGCUCUGUUGAUGAUAUCGAACGUGCUAUUCAAACAUCGCGGCGUGAUUCAUCAAAAAGCGACUCCAAAUGUGAAUUCCGAGUUACAGUCGAAAGUGAUAACCAUCGCAGCCAUUCCAUUGAUGGAGAACUAGGAUCACUUUAUAACAAACAAGAAAUUAAAGAUUCUUCACCAUUUCAAAUAAAACACCAAAGAAAUAUAAGCGAAAGUUCAGAGCACAAAAAUAGUCCAACGACAAGUCAAAGCUCCCUGGAUCGACUUGUUGAUUCAGUCAAGAAACCAACAAAAUCAUCCUCUCUGAAGGGCAUUCGCAAGAGUAAAAUUGUUUCAGACUUUGAAGCUCUUCCCGAAGAUGUUAUUGUUGAUAUAACUAGCAGACCCAAACGGGAAAAAACCCUCCCAAGUCCGUUGAAUUUGAAUUUAAGACACGACUUAAGUGAAUCAGAUUGUGCGGAUUACUCCCAAUCUCCCAGUGGAACAGCUAAAAGUCCUUGGGAGAAAACGAAAAGCCGAAAAUUCCAGUCUCCAGGAAAUUCUUCGGUUCCCAGCAGUCCGUCAAGACACUCUGAAUUCUUCCCAGAAUUUGAAAGUGAAGACCUAUCGAGUGGUGAUUUCUCCGAACCGACUACUCCGCAUAACAAGCUAUUUUCGAGCAAUAGUCUGCACAUGCAACAGGAGGAGAUAAAUCAGCGCUAUAAUGCCCUCAGAGAACGGCUUAAAAUGGAAUUUGAAGCAAAACGACAAGAAUGGGAUAAAAUACGAAACAUGUACAGCAAUAACAAGACAUCUGCUUAUCAUAUUGUGGGUAAGGAAGAUCCACCACAACAACAGCAAGCGAAGAUUGUAUCAACCAAAGUUCUUGAAGAAAAUUUGACACCCGACUUUAAAAAGAAACUUCACAAGUGGCGUGUUAAGAAGCAAAUUUCCCUUCAUGGAAAUGCAUCGAACAAAGAACCACAAAUUUCACCAACAAAAGAUACUGAAUGCAAGAAAAUCGAUUGGAAUUUAUGGAGGACUGGCCAAAUAAAGCUGGAAGGUCAAGGACUUAGUCCAUUGCCAGAUCAGAAAGAUCUUCCUGAAGAUUUCCAAAGAAAACUCGAACAAUGGAAUAAAAUAAAAAGUUCAGGACCAGCUCAUAGUGGUCAUGAUUUUACACGACGUUCAACGAAAUGUGAAUUGGUCAAGAAGCCCGGUGAAGAUGAUAAACAAAAAUCAGAGAAGGAAAAACCAAGAACUCACGAAAGAGAUAAGCUUGAAAGGCUCUCUAAACUAAAAGCCAUUGUUGCUGAUCCUCGAGCUAAGGAAAUUGAAGUCAAAACAACAGCUGGAGUAAUGAAAUUCGAAGGAAUCUCAAGAAAAUUCACGCGAAAAUUAUACGAGUGGGAGAAGGCUCGAGGCAUUGGACCGGAAUCAUCGACUUUUGCUCUAUUGCAUCCCGGUUACUGUCCAAUUGAUGUUGGGAAAAUUCCAAAAGAAUGCAAAAAGAAUGAAAAUUCACCAACUUUGAGUAGAUCACUGUCUCUAGACAGUGUAGCUCCCAAUGUCUCACUUCCAAUGAUAUCUCACCAAACAUCAAGCUUAUCCUUGAAUGAUGUUAAUGAUUUGAACGAAGCUGAAAGUACUGAUGCUGAAUUAAGAGCCGAUUGUGAUUUGAAGCAAAGGGAUUAUCCAUAUGAGCCAGAAGCUGUUAUGGUUGAAGUAGAAGAUGAUAUUGUUGAGACAGCAUGUCCCUUAGUUGCAGUGUUGCCGAUGGUGGAACAGCAGACACCUGUCUACAAAUACGCAGAGGUUACUUGCAGUGAUUUUUGCAAAUCGCGUAGUGUACAAAGCUUUGAGUCCCAUCAUAGUAACGAAGGAGAUAAGAUAAAGACUCUCAACUACAUAAAUGACUUGUGGCUUCAGUUGGAGAGUAGAAAUCAAUUUAGCGAUGAGAAUUUGAGAUAUUUCCAAACUGUUUUUGCAACAAUGCGAGGCUCUUUUUCGGAAUUCGAAAGCAAUUUGAAUAGCACCGGUGCUAAAAUGUCUUUCAUCAAGGCCAAAGAAUUAGUCGAAGAUUUGUUUACAAUCAAUAAUUUGCUGUUGCAAGACGAAGCUUGUUGUCAAGAAUUGAUAGAUGAACGACAAAUGAUAUUUCGAAAUAAACUUGAUGAACUCCAUACAACUCUUAAUGAGGUCCGGCAGUUUAUUGAAUCUGAAAGGAACAACACCCAAACUGUUCCAGAUAUUAAUGUAACCUACGAUGACGGAAUAGACGAUGAUUGCUUCAGUGUGUCUUCAACUCUGGCCAACACAGCUAUGGCACUAGCAGCUGCUGCCUUUUCAACAACCGUUGAUGUAUCUGAUGAUGUUGCAACACCAAUUCCUGAAACUCCAGAUCUAGAAGCUGUUCGAAAAAUUGGCAAUCGUAAUGGAAGUACGAAGAAGAAGCUACGCCUUCGUAAAAUGGGCUCGAGACAGAAUAGCAAAACGGAAAGCGACAGUACUGAUGGUGAGUGUGGAGGUGUUGUUGAAACUCCACGAAGAAUCAAGCGAAAACCAAGUAGUCGUAUAAAACAGCGAUCUUUUGACGAAGAUAGAAAGUCUGCAGAGGAAAACCGGCCUCAAGAUGACACCGUCAAUGCCGGCGAAGAUAUUGUGUAUGUUUUAAAGGUAAAACCGGGUCAGCCGAUAGAACAGCAAGAAAUCUGCCAAGAAAAAGCAUCUAAGCUCUUGAUAUCGCCCACUGAAUCAUGCGUGCAACUAAUUCAUAAUCCUCAACCAGAAGUUACUGCAACAGCAACAAACAAAUCGAAUGUUUUCGUCAAGACAAAACGAAAAGUCUUUACUGCUGUUGAAGAACCAGGUUCGGCUGAUAAGUUGACUGCUGUUGCAACAGAAUUAGCUGAAAAUAUUCAAAAACCUGAAAUCGUAACAUCGAAUAUCACACCAGAAAAUCAAAAUGCUCCUACAGAAAGCUACAACACUAAUAAUUCUAAUAAACCCUUAAUUUCUCCAGGAAUUCAAAACAUGAUAACCAAACUUUCAGAAAGUAUGCCUUUAGAGAAAAUCGUAAGCUCCUCAAAUCGAAGAAAAUCUGAUUCAUUUCGGAACGAACAUAGCCAUAUUUACAAAUCUGUAAGUGCCAGUAGCAUUUUUGCAGAUGUGCCAAACGAUAUUCAAAAGAAACCCGAGAGCAACUUGACUGCCAAAUCUUUGAGCUUCGCCAACCUUAAAAAAGGCUGGGAGUUCUAUCAAACUACAAACCAUGCCUCGCAUCCUCUCAAAACUCGAAUACCUCUGGCAAAUGAUAGCUUUAGACUUCUUAAGAAAAUAAACCCAACACGAGUUUCAAGAGGAUCACAGUCACCUAGUCAAUUACCGGAAAGACGAGAGCAUCUAUUUCGAAAGAACAGGUCUGGUAGUCCGGUGGUAAGACUUAGUGCAAAAGGAAAACGCAUAGAAUCUAAACUAGCAAAAUCUGUAACCUCAGCGGAGGUACCAGGAUACCCCUUGUCACCUGACAAAUCCGAUAACACAAUCCCCAGAAUAACGAGGAAACUAGAAAACAAAUCCCUAACUCCGACCGCAAAGAGCACGAGCUUCUUUCAAGAAACAGUUCCUACACCAUCCGCAUCGGCGCCCACCACACCGAUGACCGAUAUACUCGAAAAGCCACGAACACCCUUGUCCGAGAGAGCUAUACGAUUGCAAAAAGCUAAAGAGGAAUUUCUUAAGAGUGGCGCCCUUCCAAAAACCACCAUGCGCCGAGAUGAAGCCGAUGUCCAACGAACUCGUGAAAAAACCGAAAAUAGACGCAGCCACCAGAGCAUGUGCAGCGAUGUUAGCGGGAGCGGCUUGGAUGAAAUGAGCUAUCUAAAAAGCAUAAGUGUAGGAACUCUCCCUGCUGACUCUGAUUGUUCAGAGCAACAACAAAACGAGGGCUACGAUUCGUUACCACGUGCUGUGAGUCGUUCGGCCAAGCUAACAAGCAAAUUGGGCUUUGCAACAUUAGCAUCAAAAUUUAGAAAGGUCAAAUUGCGCCGAGGAAGUAAAGACAGCUCUUCAUCCCAACAACCCAUUAAAGAGAACACCUUGUCGAUUUUAUGCAGACAAAGUCUGUUUGUGGAUCUAAAUCCAGUCACGCAGCAGAAUCUCAUGAAAUCUCAAAGCUCACAAGCUGCCAUUGGUGGUAUGAGAGCUAAGCUGGAAUCAUCAAAUGCUGAAUCAGAUGCUCUCAAUAAAUCAAAAAGCGAACAUUUUUUCCCUCACAGAAAAAAAGAAAGCUGCGUUUAAAAUAAUGAGUUUAAUAAACAAAUAAUAUUUUAUAUAAACGUAAAUAAUAACUAAUUUUUUAAGGUUUGAUAUUGUAACUAAUUUUUAUUUUGAUUAUUGUGUAAAUAAUAAAGCCAAAGAUAUUUAAAAUUGA
Messenger RNA from Eupeodes corollae, 6773 nucleotides. RefSeq lists its product as uncharacterized. The record is from RefSeq and is a predicted model, not a curated record. Lineage: Eukaryota; Metazoa; Arthropoda; Insecta; Diptera; Syrphidae. The coding region runs from base 1370 to 6640 and encodes 1756 amino acids. The transcript is spliced from 15 exons.